CAACCCAGCGUACAAAACAAAAUAUCACUCUCAACAAACACUAUGAAUUCUGAUCACUCCACGAUGACUACAACCACGACUCCCGCCGGAAAAGACAAUCACGUCGCCGUCUCCGUCAACGUCAACAAUGCUUCUCCUCCACCACCAUCCUUCUCCGUCAAUCCACGGUUUGUUCCGUUUUACUUGUCGUUGUAUUCGGUGACUUUACUCUACUUGGUCGAACUAGCUCUCGUACGAAUGAAGUUCGACUACGAUAAAGUGUCCCCGUUGAAGACUCACACCGCGCUUAUGAUCAUGUCAAUCGUCAGUAUGUCUUCAUCUUUAGUUAUUGGGAUUGUGAUUCUUGCUUUGAAUUACUGGGUAAAAUCGAUCAAAGAUAUACAUUUCUUGGUUUUAGUAAGUAUCUGUUUCGUAUUUGAGUGUCUUGCAUCUUUCUCGCUUUUGAUGGUGUUUUGUUUUCCUCAAAACCUCAUCUGGAUCGGGUACUUAGCGUUAGGUGUAUUCCUUGCCAUCAUAGUUGCACUAGUGUCUGCUAUCCAUAUAAGCUUGUUUAAUAAUGAGAAGGAGUUGAGGAAUUCGUCAGCUUAUUCGCAGGAAAAGGUUUAUAUCAAUUACUCAGUUUUGUUUGCGCCUUUUCCUUCUGUAUUGAUGUUACACGCACCUGACAGCCUUAACUGGAUCAAGCUUUGGGUCAUAGGAGUAACCUGGGGAACUGUGGCUACAUAUAAUGGUGUAGUCUACUUGAAGUCGAUGUAUGAUGAGAAAUAUGCACCCAGUUUGAAAGCUUCUCUGAUUCAACAAGACAGUGGCAAAAGCAUCCCUUGAGAAGCUUACCUAAAAGGUUUAGGUUUAUAUUUUGGUAUUUGAGGUAUGUAGUAGUUUUGUACUGAAGAAAGUUGUAUCGAAUGUAUCCAUGGAUUUUAGUAGCUGUGAUCUAUAUUUCGGUUUUGUA
Molecule: messenger RNA, 952 nt
Organism: Erigeron canadensis
Lineage: Eukaryota; Viridiplantae; Streptophyta; Magnoliopsida; Asterales; Asteraceae
Exons: 2
Coding region: 43-825 (260 amino acids)
Source: RefSeq, a predicted model, not a curated record